This is a messenger RNA of Oxyura jamaicensis (ruddy duck), 5574 nucleotides long. RefSeq names its product crumbs cell polarity complex component 1 (gene CRB1). Gene Ontology annotation, cellular component: plasma membrane; protein-containing complex. The coding region runs from base 280 to 4509 and encodes 1409 amino acids. Gene Ontology annotation, molecular function: calcium ion binding. NCBI's taxonomy places the organism in Eukaryota, Metazoa, Chordata, Aves, Anseriformes, Anatidae. Gene Ontology annotation, biological process: establishment or maintenance of epithelial cell apical/basal polarity; heterophilic cell-cell adhesion. The record is from RefSeq and is a predicted model, not a curated record. The transcript is spliced from 12 exons.
AAAGCUGGGGAAAGACUCCAGUCCAGUUCACAGACAAAUCUGCACCAGGUUUGAAAAAUCACUCAGACCUGCUGAAGUAAAACCUUAACAACAACUGCCUUCUGAAGCAAAGUCUGUAGGUUUGCAGGGAACGGGCUGAGGAGGGUCACAGGCAAAGAUGGGUUACAGUGGGCUCAGUGCCUUUGGUAGUACCUUGCUUUCAGAGAUGAGGAGAAAGCAGUGAGGAUCAGCAUCAGCCUUCUGGAGAACAGACAACUCGGUGGAGGAUGUCCUAUCAAGAUGAAUAUGGCUCAUUCAAGAAUUAACUUUCUACUCAUCUUCUACCUCAGUUUUUUGCUGCUCAUCCAUUUAAAAAAGUCACUUUGCAUGAGAAACGAUUCCAGGUGCCUGUCAAAUUCCUGCCAAAAGAACUCUACAUGCGCUGCUGGUCACAGGGACAACACUUGCCAUUGUGCAGAUGUACCACAGGACAUUAUGGAGGAACUCUGCAAUAAAACCUCUGAUCCUUGCUCCUCAAACCCUUGUCUUCAAAAUGCUACCUGUUUAAGCUCUCCUGGAAACCUCAGCUUCACUUGUGAGUGCCCCGCUGGGUAUAACGGGUCUACUUGUGAAAGAGCCAUCAGCGUGUGUGACACAAAUCCCUGUGAACAUGGAGGCACCUGCCAAAAUGGCCUGGCUGGGCCCACCUGCCUUUGUAGUGCAGGUUACACAGGUAUGCUCUGUGAAAUGGAUUUUGAUGAAUGCAUUUCUGAACCAUGCCGCAACGGAGCUGUGUGCAGGGAUGGGGUUGAUGAAUACUCCUGCUACUGCGUCCCAGGCUAUCAAGGCAAGCACUGUGACCUGGAAGUGAAUGAAUGUGUGUCAGAUCCGUGCCUGAAUGGGGCAACAUGUCUCAACCAGAUCGGAAAGUACGACUGCAUCUGCCCACUUGGGUAUACAGGUGCGAACUGCGAGCUGGAAAUUGACGAGUGCCUCUCGCAGCCCUGCCUGAACGGCGCGACCUGUCGCGACGCCCUGGGCGGCUUCUCCUGCUCCUGCGCUCCGGGCUUCCAGGGCCACCGCUGCCAGCACGACGUGGACGAGUGCGCCAGCCUGCCCUGCCGGCACGGGGGGCACUGCCACGACCGAGCCGCAGGGUACAGCUGCAACUGUACCGGUACUGGAUUUAUGGGCCUGCACUGCGAGACCCUAAUUCCCUUGUGUUGGUCACAACCCUGCUACAAUAACGCCACUUGCGAGGACAGUGCUGACAGUUAUACGUGCCACUGCUGGCCGGGCUAUACUGGUGCCCGCUGCGAGACCGACAUCAGCGAGUGCAGCAGCAACCCGUGCCCUGCCGAGGCACAGUGCGUGGAGCGCUCAUGGGCGCGCUGGUACGGCAGCAUCCCAGCACUGCCCUCCCACUUCAGCUUUGACAAGGCAGAGGGCUACGUCUGUAGCUGUAAACCAGGAUUUACCGGUAUUCACUGUGAUGAAGACAUCAAUGAAUGUUACAUGAACCCUUGCCAAAAUGGUGGAAUUUGUGAGAAUUUUCCUGGGAAUUACACUUGCCAUUGCCCACCCGCAGACAAAGAAGGGAUUUAUUACGGUGGCUGGAACUGCACAGAAAUUCUCCAUGGCUGUACUGAUCAGCAAUGCCAAAAUAAUGGAAUCUGUAUCCCACAUUUAAAAAAUGGCCAACAUGGAUUCAGCUGCAUAUGCUCACCUGGAUAUACUGGAAUACACUGUGAAACCAUAACUACAUUUUCUUUUCAAGGAAACAGUUUCCUUUGGUUCAAGAAUCCCGUGACCCCUAAAAAGGAAUCUUUCUAUAAUGUAAACCUGAGGUUUCAGACUGUGCAACCCACAACCUUUCUGUUUCAUCGAGGGGAGAAAGACACAUUUGUGAAGCUGGAGUUACUGAAUGGCUACUUACACUUGUCUGUGCAAGUCAAAAACCAGCCACGGGCUCUUUUGCAUAUUUCACAUAAUGUCAGUGAUGGAGAAUGGCAUUCAGUGGAGGUAACCUUGGCAAGAGCUGUUACUCUUAAUUUACUUGACAGCUCUUGUGCAGAAUCAUGUGUCAAUAAAACUUCUGCUAUGAUAGAUAAUGAUCACGUGAGGCUUGCAUUUCAGAGCACAUUUUUGGGCAGCUUACCAGUGGGGAACGUUAGCAGCAGCUCUCUACUUAACAUCAACAAUAUACAUUCUACACCUUCAUUUGUAGGCUGUCUUCAGGAUAUUGAAAUAGACUUGAAUGUUAUUACUCCAGAGAAUGCAUCACCUGAAUCGUCUUUAAAUGUCAAGACAGGAUGUACUAAAAAGGACUGGUGUGAAAACCACCCCUGUCAGAAUAGGGGACGCUGCACCAACCUGUGGCUGAGUUACCACUGCGAUUGCUACCGGCCUUACACAGGGCCCCGGUGCUCAGCAGAGUAUAUUCCGGGCCGGUUUGGAUCUGAGGACUCCUCAGGCUAUGCUGCUUUUUCUGUUGAUGCCACUCAGAAUGAAAAUCUGAAUAUAUCAAUGUUUGUCCGAACACGCAAAUCUUCUGGCUUGUUACUGGCUUUGAGAAACAGUACCUCCGUCUAUGUAAGAGUCUACUUGGAAGGUGGGAAAGUCACAGUGUUAGCUCUAAAUUCCAUGAAGUUAUUAGGAAAACACUCCAUGAAUGAUGGAAACUUCUACUUAAUAACGUUAAAAAUAGAACCAAAUAAGAUUGACCUGUUCCAGUCCUCUCAAUAUCUAGGCUUUAUUUCUACUCCAGUACAAUCCACCCAGAGUAAGAAUAUUCUUUACAUCGGAGGCCUACCAGAUAACAGAGAAACUAAUAGAAAUGGCAGGUAUUUCAAAGGCUGCAUCCAAGAUGUAAGAGUGAAUAACCAGCCACUGGAAUUCUUCCCCAUCACCAAUUCCCAGAAUUCUUUUAUCAACCGAACCCUGGUCAAUGUCACCAGAGGCUGCAUGGGUGACAACCUCUGCAAGUCCAACCCUUGCCACAACGGUGGUGUAUGCUAUUCACUCUGGGAUGACUUCACUUGCACAUGUCCCCCUAAUACAGCGGGGAAAGCAUGCGAGGAAGUUAAGUGGUGUGAGCUUGGGCCCUGUCCUCAUGAAGCACAAUGCCAGCUGGUGCACCAAGGAUUUGAAUGUCUUGCUAAUGCAGUGUUUAGCGGCCGAAGCAGCGCGUUAUUUUACAGAAGCAAUGGGAAAAUCAGCAGAGCCCUCACCAAUAUCGUAUUUGGCUUUCGAACUAGGAACACAGAUGUGAUACUGCUGCACGCAGAGAAGGAGCCAGAGUUUGUUACCAUCAGUAUUCACAACUCCAAACUACUCUUCCAGCUGCAAAGCGGCAACAGCUUUUAUAAGCUGACCCUCGCUAGUUCACUGCCUGUGAGCGAUGGGAAGUGGCAUCAGGUGAUGGUCUCCAUGGUGGAGCCCCUGUCCCAGUUCUCGAGGUGGCACAUUGAUAUAGAUAACAAGAAAGACACUGCAACUAGCACAACUGCUGCAGGAAGCCUCAACUUUUUAAGAGAAGAGACAGACAUCUAUGUGGCUGACAAAGCUUUUGACAGUCUGGAUGGCCUGCGAGGAUGUAUGAGCACCAUAGAAAUCAGUGGCAUUUAUCUCUCCUACUUUGAAAAUGCUGCUGUCCACACUAAAAAACCUCAGGAGGAACAAUUUCUCAAAAUAUCUGCAAACCCCGCUCUUACUGGCUGUUUGCAGGUGGAUGCCUGCAGCUCAGAUCCCUGUGGGCACGAGGGGACAUGUGAAGACUUCUACACCUCCUACCGCUGCGUGUGUGCCCAGGGAUGGACCGGUACCCACUGUGAGACCAACAUCGAUGAAUGCUUUUCCAACCCUUGCGUUCAUGGAAACUGUACAGACGGGAUUGCCUCAUUCGAGUGCAUUUGUGAACCUGGCUACACAGGGUUAAACUGUGAAGAGGACAUAGACAACUGCCAUGGCCACCAGUGUGCUAACGGGGCCACUUGCAUAGAUGGGGUUAACGGAUAUUCGUGCCUGUGUACUAGCAACUUCACCGGAAAACUUUGCAGGUACAGAAAAUUACCGCAUACAGUUUGUGGGAAUGAAGACAGAAAUCUUACCUGUUUCAAUUACGGCAACUGUACUGAUCUCAGCGGUGAGCUGGCGUGUGUGUGCCUGCCGGGAUUUGCUGGAGAACGGUGUGAAAAGGACAUUGAUGAGUGCAGCUCUGACCCGUGCCUAAACGGUGGCCUCUGCCAGAAUUUGCUCAACAAAUUCCACUGCCUCUGCGACGUGAACUACGCUGGGGACCGCUGUGAGAUCGAUUUGACAACUGACUUGAUCUCGAACAUAUUCACCUCCAUUGGCUCAGUAAUGCUGGCCUUGUUAUUGAUCCUCUUCUUGGCAGUUGUGGUUUCAGUCAUUGCUGCCAAUAAACGGGCGACACAAGGGACCUACAGCCCCAGCCGGCAGGAGAAGGAGGGCUCCCGCGUAGAGAUGUGGAACAUGGUGCAGCCACCGCCGAUGGAAAGACUGAUUUAGAGGAAGGCUCUCCUCCACCCUGGAAGACAGCUGAAUGGGGACUGUGUACAUAUGUUAGAUAUGUUCAUUUGCAUUCUGAUACCGGGAACACCUGCUACAAAGAUUACAAUGACUUUGGGCUUCAAUAUUUUCAAUAUUUUCCUUUUAAUUUCAAAAAUACUAAACAUCUCCUAGCAUUUACACGAACCACUGCUCUUUAUCACCGUUUUGGAUCAAAUUGUCCAAGGACAAUUUUUAUUUGCACUGGAAACUUCAGCCUUGGUAAUCAGCAGUAGGCAUUACAGACAGUAAUGGUUUCUGGGAUACUUCUAAGUGCCUGUCUCAGACACAACACAAGUAACAAAACACAUCUCGUUUGUGUUUUCCUUUGCCUGCCUAGCAAUCACUGCUGCAGAAAGCAAUGAAGACAAAUCAAAUAACCCUGCACCAUAGACUUCUAAUUCUGUUAUCAAAGGGUUUAAUACUAGAGCUGUGUCUCAGCAUAUCUACUUUCAUCUGUUAAUCAGGGAUUAAAAGGAAGCUGUGCAAAAACUCUCCAAAAUAAAUGUUUCAAAUUUAAUUGGUUUUCUUUCCUCCAGUUCUUGCAUUUUCUCUGAAGCCUCUUCAUUUUCUACUGAAAAUAAUUUCACUUUCCACCUCCAACAAAUGCAUGCAUUUCUCUGAAUAUAAGCAACUAUGUCCUGAAAUACCCAGCAGACACAACCUGACCUUUUAGCAGACAUGACAAUAAAACAUCCUAAACAAAUUCUGCACAUCCAUACUACCACCAUUUUCUCAUUAUGAUUUUACCCAAUGGUAAUGUCUUUCCCAUUGCCAAUAUAUAUUGGCUGCCAAAAUGACAAGCAUGCUUAAAAAUGUUUCUCAAUGCUCAUGGAAAAUACCAGGAAGGCAGGAGCACUGGCUUGGAAAUAAUGAAAGAGCAUCUCAACAGUCCUGGAGUUCAGACAUCCAUAUAGGCACAGGCAAAUUAUUUUUUUGUAUCCGCAUUUUCCUCUUUUGAAACAGGGAUAAUAUCACUGUAUUCCUCAGUGGGAAAAUUAUUGCAACUACUUGCCAAAAAAAAAA